Messenger RNA from Meira miltonrushii, 1945 nucleotides. RefSeq lists its product as uncharacterized. Lineage: Eukaryota; Fungi; Basidiomycota; Exobasidiomycetes; Exobasidiales; Brachybasidiaceae. The transcript has a single exon. The coding region runs from base 111 to 1862 and encodes 583 amino acids. The record is from RefSeq and is a predicted model, not a curated record.
CUUUCAAACACAUCACUUUAGCAAAAAUGAACACAAUACAGUGAAACAAUUCGAAGAAAUAUACAUCAUGGACGAAUGAAGUACCUCAACUUAUCAACAACAUAAAGACGAUGGCAUCAAUAUGGCGGUGUCGAUCCAGGGUCAGGCUAAGGCAUAUACUAUCAAUCGAUCAACCGAUAACACUCUUUCGACAUCCUUUUUCUUCUUGGUCCCCUCAGUGUCAGCGUAAAGCCCUCGAAGAGAAAGUUCCUCCUCCACCACAACCUGCAACAAUAUGGCGAAGACGCUCCCGUUUGCUACUUGAAGCACAGUCUAAAGCAAACCAUCUUACACAUGAAGCAAGGCCGGAUUUGAAACUGCUCAAAGCCGCCAUUUGGCACGAUAUCGGUAAAAAUGGUAGCGAAAGGCUGUUCGCUGACAAAGAACAAACAGAUCGAGUACUGGCAAGGAUAACCGAUUUGUAUAAUGAGAUGGCACUAAAGGGAAUCGCGAUCGAUAAUCGAUGGUGCCUGAUUAUGAUCACCUCUUUUGGCAACAUUCUUACGCAAAGAACUGAAAGUGCUGAAGGAAUAUCGCAUGAGGAGAUGCUUCACUAUCUACGACUUGCCAGAAAGUUGUUUCUGGAAGUGUCUUCAGAAUUGACUCAACCUAGAUUCACAAACACUGCCCUGAUUCACGGCAUCUUAGAUCUUGAAAUGAAAGUUGCAAUGACGCUUAUUCGAGAGGCAAAGGAGAAUCAAGAUGUUAAUCGUAGCAUCAUCAUCAAUGAUCAUUUACAUUGGGUCACAGAUAUGGCAAAUAUAAUGGCGACUAGACCCAAAGAUGAACUAUACCAUCAAGAUUUGAUCAGUCUAUCUUCGACCAAGGCCGGCACAACGACGAUCAAUCUUCAUAUCCUUCGCCGUGAUUAUGUUCGUGCAAUAGAGUCUCUACGACAAUUGCUAAAGCAUGCAGCCAAUAUACCCAAAAGUACAAAUGUCAAGGGAGAGGCACGAACGCUACAUCUUCGCCGUAUUGAACAGAACCACAAUCUCGCUCGUGGUGCAAUAAUCAAUGUUUUGGUCGUGCUUUGCAGAGAUGUUCGCAAAGAAGGCGGCCACUUUCGAUCUUUAAUCAAGGAAGUCAUCAAGAUAGCACACGACAGCGUCGAAGAUGGAUUAUGGGAUAUAAUGAGUGGCGAUGAGCAAUCCCGAUCUAAGUUAAGCAGUCGCAAUGGUAAAGGACCUUCGUUUGAUUUUGCACGCCUUUGUGUACGGGCGAUAAAUGCUGUCUCGCCUGCUACUACUAGGAAAAGAAGAGCAACAGAGGGUGUGAUGUAUGCAAUGAUUCAUGGCGAUGAGAGACAACAUUGUGAAGAUUUCUUUGAUCUGAUGAAAGUCAUAAUCGACAUACGUUCCGCCACUGUUGCACGAGAACUUGCUCAAACACUCCGACAAAGUACGUCUGAUGUACCAUUAACCGACCUCGAACCAAUUACACAACCAUGGAGAAGAUCAUUUCGCUGGAUAUUUGAUAUCAAUCGAGAGAUGUCUGCUCGUGUUGUCUGGUGUCUGUUCUCCCCAUGGUGUCGUAAUGAGAUGCGAAUAGGUAUGAGGGAUCGAACGGCAUACGAAGAAGCUCAACUUCUCGCAGACGAGGAAACAGAUUUAUUCUUGAAAAGGUUCGCUCUAGUCUUGAACGAUUUUAUGAUCUUGUUUGGGAUGAGUGAAGGGAGUUGGCGAGCAGCUGCGAUCGCACUUGGAAAAAUCUUAAAUUUGCUACCAUCUAUAGAAGGAAGGAAACAGGCAAAAGAGAUGUUUGAAGAAGCAUACGAGAAAGCAAGAAAGAACAAUUUUGGCGCUAUACCACAAACAAAAAAAUGAUUCACAGUCAUCAUCAUCAUGUACUAUAAAAGGCAUUGUACACUACUCACACACGCACGCACAAUAGAUGGAAUGUAAUACAG